AUGGUUCCAGGCCUUAUUGAUCUGCAAUUAGAUGCCAAGGCUCCGUCCAGAGUGCUAAAGUACAAAUCUGGCUGGUUACGGUGGCGCCGGUGGGCUUUGUCCAGGUUGGGUGUUCCCGAAGUUCUGACAAAACCUCUGCAUAUCGCAUUGUUUAUCUCUGAGCUAGCUAAACGUUCUUCCGAGAAUAGCUUCGGUUUAUCUCCCAUAGAAUCUGCUAUUUAUGCUAUUGAGUGGGGCCACGCAAUGGCCGGUAUUGAGGCUUGCCCUGUUAGCCAUCCUUUAGUAAAGUUUGCUUUAGAAGGCGCCAAAAGAAGGCUCGCCUGACCUGUUCAGCCUAAGGAACCGCUGUCGGUUAGUAACGUACAGGCGAUAGCUGCCCAUUUUGCCUCAAGCACUUCUCUUUCCGAUGUUCGUUUUUUAUCUAUUCUUUUGGUUGGUUUUGCCGACUUUUUUCGCAUUGCUGAGAUCAGGAAUAAAGCACUUCGUGAUGUAUCUAUACAUAGUGAUCAUAUGUCUGUUUAUGUGCCUCAGCGCAAAAACGACCAGUAUCGGGAAGGCCAUACUGCUUUUCUCGCUAGAACCGGCAAGGUUACUUGUCCUGUAGCUGUUACUGAGCGGUUGAUUAAGCUUUUACCACAGUCUUCCUCUGCGUUCCCAUUAGUUCGCAGAAUUGUCAAAGCCAGGUCUAAGGAGUAUUUUCAUUCUAGUUUAGGUGUUUCUGUUUCCACUUUAAGGGAGGAAUUUAAGAGGCAUAUUAUUUCCAGAUACGGCACGCACAGUUUGAAGUCUGGGGCGGCCCCUAAUCUGGCUUUUAGGAAGAUAGCUGGUGACUUGUUAGAUAUCCACGCUGGUUGGAGGUGCGAGUCCACUAAGCAUAGAUAUAUUAAGCACGUCCUAAGUGAGCGUUUAGCUGUAUCAACGGAUCUGUCAAUUUAA
Stylophora pistillata is the source of this 936-nucleotide messenger RNA. RefSeq lists its product as uncharacterized. The record is from RefSeq and is a predicted model, not a curated record. NCBI's taxonomy places the organism in Eukaryota, Metazoa, Cnidaria, Anthozoa, Scleractinia, Pocilloporidae.